Molecule: messenger RNA, 4428 nt
Organism: Ceratina calcarata
Lineage: Eukaryota; Metazoa; Arthropoda; Insecta; Hymenoptera; Apidae
Product: tubulin glycylase 3A
Exons: 11
Coding region: 542-2845 (767 amino acids)
Biological process (GO): protein polyglycylation; cilium assembly; cilium movement
Cellular component (GO): microtubule cytoskeleton; axoneme
Molecular function (GO): protein-glycine ligase activity, initiating
Source: RefSeq, a predicted model, not a curated record
UCUAUGUUACUAAUUUAUUAAUAAUUUUUGCUCUUAGUCGCUGGUAAAUAAUUUUAAUAUGUGUAUCUGAAGCAAGUACGGAAGUCUUUUCAUGAAUUUUACGUGUCAUUGUUGUCUCAUUCCCUGUAGACGAGACGGAGGACUUGGCAUUAGCGAGACAUUCGCUAAAGACGGUACUAAUGAGAGAGAAAUGAUUACAUUUCUUCUGUUAGAGCACGACGUCUACUUUUUGUCAUCUUUUUGCCGUCCGAAAGAGGGAACGGCGAAUUUCGCAGUAGGGAUAACGGAAGCUUAUUUGCGUCUAGAACACGUGACAUACCGGCAAUUCGUAGGUAGCGGAAUGUAAAAGGUAUAAUUACAAGAAUAAUUGCCGUCUCGUUUGUUUUCUCGGUUCUUAAAAUGAGAUCGUUACCAAGUACACUGCCUACUUCCGCGGCGGCACGAUGGUGAGGGAGGACGGUACGAGAGGGAGGAACGAAGAGACAAACAGCGGAACGGAACUGACCUAAAAUGAUACAAUCGUUCGGUUCAUGACGCAAAAAUGGAUUUACCACUUGAUUUAAGAACGUUUCACGUUCAUCGGUCAAGGGACAGUGGCGGCCCGAAAGAAUCGACCAGCACAGACACCGAGGAUAAAGCCGGCCAAUCGAACUGCAAAUUGACUCCUUUGAUCGGGCUGGAGAAGAAGGAGAGCCCGGUGAAUCCGUACAAUCGGGCGGACUGGACGAAAAUGAACACGAAGUGGCCGCUGCCCGACACGGAUGACAAUGAGAUCAGCGUUGUUAACAGCCUGCCGCAGCUCGACUGCGGCCCGUUCCCGAAGUCGUACAUGGACACGUGUUCCUGCUGCCCGCGGGACAUCUUCGACAAGCACGAAACCGACACCAUACACAAUUACAGGAGCAUCGUCUUCAAGGACGACGAUUGUUGCAAAUCGCAGUGGGUCAGGAAGGAACGUUAUCAGAAGAUCAAGGCGAAGGUUGGCAGAGCCAUCAAGAAGCACAAAAUAUUUUUGAUACGCGGUGAAGUACCGAAAUUGAAGGAAGCUCUAGAGAAACGGGGCUGGGUGCAGAAAUACGAAGCUACGAAAACGAGAACACUACCUUACGGUAGCGUGGCGAGCUUGGAAGCUAGAUCGUUGGGUGACUUGACCCAACCGGACGGCAAUUUAAACGAGAGAGCGGUAAUUUUCGCUUUAUUGCGUCACAAAUCGCCGGACUUCAUAUGGGACUGUCGAAACGACUUCGUAGACUGGCAUCGCGGCCUCAGCAGCAAUACGAUCCUCAACAGAUACCAAAAACCGUCUGUUUACACAUCUAAGUCGGUAAAGCAUUCGCUGUGGAAACUAAUGCAGCUAGGAAUGGCUCGUUUGCUGGAGGAAGCUCACUGGCUUUACGAGAAGGACGUGUCGUCGGUGUUGUUCCCGAGGAGUUACAAUCUGAGCAGGGAACCUAAAGCGUUCCUCGAGGAUUUUCGUUUGACCGCCGCGACCGGUCUGCUAAAAUGGUUCGCUCAGAAAAUGCAGGACGAUCAAGACCUACCGGACAACGGUCACCGUCCAAUCCCGAUGAGUCGACUGGAAUUCGCCAUAAAACGGUGCGAAGAAUUCGCCGCCUGCGCGAACCAUCAGAACAUCGACGAGGACUUCGUCCAGGAGUUCACCGAGGAGGAGUGGAAUUCCUUCUUGGACGAUUAUACCGCCGUGGUGCACGAGGGAGCUGGAAUCGAGUGCAACUCCGAAAAAGGCAGGGAACAGUUACAAAAAUAUUAUGAGGCUACAACUUCGACUUUGGAGAAGUUGAAAGAAGCUGACCCGCAGUACGACUUGAAUGGCAUGAGGAACAUUUGGAUUCUGAAACCGAGCGAACUCUGUUGCGGCACGGGGAUCAGUAUAUCGCACAAUUUGAAAGAUAUAUUUCGCAAGAUAAAGAGUAGGCCGAAAGAUUAUUUCAUUGUACAAAAGUACAUUGAACGUCCUUUAUUGAUCCACGACACUAAGUUCGACAUAAGACAGUGGUACCUGGUUACAAACACGUUCCCCAUGACAAUAUGGGUGUUCAAGGAAGGGCUGCUUCGAUUCAGCUCGAAACCGUACACUUUCUCAACUUAUCACGAGGCGAUUCAUAUCUGCAAUACCGCCAUCCAGGAGAAGUACGACGAGGAGAGGCGGAGGCGGCGGAAGCGCGGGAAUUCGGAGGAGAUCGUAAAAUCUAUUCGCGAUCAAGGAUGGGAUUGCGAGAAACUGAACGAAUAUUUAAAACAAACGGGUCUGGAGGGUGAUCCAUAUUACGACAAGAUUUUCCCGAAAAUGUCCGAGGCGAUAGUCUUGACGAUGCUGGCUUCCCAGGAGCAUAUGGAUCGCAGACGUUGCAGCUUCGAACUGUACGGCGCCGAUUUCGUCGUCAUGGACGAUCUCUCGGUCUGGCUGAUCGAAAUAAACACGAAUCCUCGAAUGCACCCACCCAGCUCGAGAAUUACUAAACGCCUUUAUUCUAACGUUCUCGAAAGCCUGGUAAAAGUGGUAAUGGACGUGCCGUUGAACCCGUCCGCGGACACCGGCGGCUUCACCCUCGUCUACAAGCAAAACAUACCCGACUUCCGACCUUACCUCGGCCCGUGUCUGUUCGUGUUCGGCAAGUCGAUAACGCUCCAGGAACAUCCGCGGAAACGGGAGAAGAAAAAGAAGGGCGGUAAUAGCUGGAUUAAACAGCAGCAGCAGCAGCAGCAACAACAACAGCAGCACCGAGCGUGGACUGCCCCGCCGAUGAUCCCACGGUUGAGGGAGCCGAAAAUAGUCGACUUUAUCGACUACUUGAACACGGCCCGGUGCACGGCCGCGAACUGACUCCGAGAAUCGUCGACGAAUCGUUGGUAAGUAAACGAUUCCAGAAGUUAAAGUAAAUAAAACGGAUUCUAGAAGCUGAAACUAGAGACGAAUAAUGAAUGCUAAUGAUAAAAUUCCAGUGCCACGUGGCUUUUUGAACACAACGAUUUCAAAAAUUAUUUAUAUGUACGAUGGAAGUCUAAAAUUUGAUGUUCAACUUAUAAGUGCAUUGCGUGGGCAAAAAGAUUUUGAAAUAAAUUUCUUCGUAGAGGAAACAGUAACCGCGGUUUAAUUACUGUCGAUAUUCGUCGUGUUUUGGCUUCUAGAAUUGACCUGCCGUGGAAGUCUCGAAAUUUUAUUAAGACGGCGCUUCGUAUUUAAUUAAUCGAAGCGUACGGGAUAAAGCGACGUAACUCUGGAUACAGAUUUAGAAGAGCAGGUCGGUCGGUCGGGCGAUGGGCGGUGGGAGAAACCUGGGCGAUGGAAACUCGUAAACGGUAGAGCUCGAAAGUCGUUAAAGUCGAAACGACCCAGUUUUUCGCGGAAAGUCGAACAUCGAAACAGUUUUGGGAAUGUACGCGUUCCACGGUUCAGCUUUCAACGACCAACCAGUUAAAAAACCGAGGCAUCCUCUUUUUUUUUGCGAUAAGCUUCCCUCGACGAUCGCGGUGUUAUUUUCAACUCGGCGAUCUCUAUUCGUCGCGUUACGGCGAAUAGGAAUUUCGAUACAUCGCGGGUCGCGGUUGUCGCGGUUCGCAAGAACGUUUAAGUUCGUUGCUCUUUUUGUUGCACAAUCUCCACUCAUCUCGCAGUUGCUCGCGGAAAUAUUUAAAUGCUCGUUAUCGAAAAAUUGUAUGUAAAGCAGGCAACAUGCAUAUAAGUUUUAAUAAUCAAUCGUAAUUAACAGCCUUCAGUAUUUAAUUAGAAAUUAAACAUAUCUGUAAUAUCAUAUACAUUUUUUUUUAUAAGAAUUCGAAUAUUUCUGCGAGCUCCCGGCUAGGAUGAUUUACGUCCUCGUUUAAUUAAUAAGAAAGCAGGAUAUAGAACCGGCGGCGUCAAGACAGGAUGCUGCGCUGCGUUGUCGUUUCUUUCGGCAACUUUUCCGUUAGUAGGAUUGACUGAAUUCGCUCAUCGCUUCGGAGCUAACAAGAGGAAUCACGUUUUCCGUGAAAAUCUACCAAACCGCAUGCGACGUGGUCGGAACAAAUACUUACGCAUUAAUCUUUAUGCGUACAUCGACAAAGUCUUUUACUCUUUAAUAAAACAUAGACUAUAAAACAUCACGUCCAGAACUCAACGAAACCAUGACUACUGUUUUAUACAAAAAUCAUUUUUGAGAUAUCAAUAGAUAAACUUAUAACAUAAAAUUCACUGAGUGUUCUGUGAAAAUAUUCCAAAUCACACGCGACGUCGGGACAAAUACUAUAUUAAUCUUUAUGUAUGCAUCGAGAAGAAAGUUUCAAUUUAAUUUCAAUCCACUCUUUAAUAAAACAUAAGGUAUAAAACAUCACGUCCGGAACUCAACGAAACCAUGACUACUGUUUUAUAGAAAAAUCAUUCCUGAGAUGUCAAUAGAUAAACUUAUAACAUAAAAUUCACUCAAU